AUGGGCUGGCUCAUCUUCGACGGUAUCAGUGUUCUUUAUGUGUUGACACUAUGUUUGUUGAUGAUAAUAAUAAUGGCCAUCUUCGUACAGCGGCAGAUUCUACGACUUCGUAAUAAUAGUGCCAGACAGCGGCCGAACGUCUCAUUACGGCCUAUAUCAAAAAAGUCAUGUAUUGGCAUCGAACAAAUGUUAGAGGCAGUGGGAACAAUGCGAAAGUCGUAUCUACCGCGGCUGACUGAUUGUACUACGAUAGGUCAACGUGAGUUUUCCGUCGCAUCUGGCUCGAUUUUUUAA
This is a messenger RNA of Haemonchus placei, 294 nucleotides long. The record is from the annotation of a GenBank genome assembly. NCBI's taxonomy places the organism in Eukaryota, Metazoa, Nematoda, Chromadorea, Rhabditida, Trichostrongylidae.